AUGGCCGAAGCGCCCCAGGUGGUGGAGAUCGACCCGGACUUCGAGCCGCUGGCGCGGCCGCGCUCGUGCACCUGGCCGCUGCCCAGGCCGGAGUUUAGCCAGUCCAACUCGGCCACCUCCAGCCCGGCGCCGUCGGGCGGCGCGGCCGCCAAUCUCGACGCCACGGCGGGCUUACCCGCGGGCUCGGCGGCCGCUGUCAGCGCCGACUUCAUGAACAACCUGAGCCUGCUGGAGGAGAGCGAAGAUUUCCCGCCGGCGCCGGGCUCCGUGGCGGCGGCUGCUGCUCCACCGGUGCCGCCGGCCGCCGCCGGGCCGCUCGCGGGGCAGCCGCGCAAGAGCAGCUCCUCGCGGCGCAACGCGUGGGGCAACCUGUCCUACGCCGAUCUCAUCACCAAGGCCAUCGAGAGCUCGGCAGAGAAGCGGCUCACGCUGUCGCAGAUCUACGAGUGGAUGGUCAAGAGCGUGCCCUACUUCAAGGAUAAGGGCGACAGCAACAGCUCGGCGGGCUGGAAGAACUCAAUCCGCCACAAUCUGUCUCUGCACAGCAAGUUCAUCCGAGUACAGAAUGAAGGAACUGGGAAAAGCUCUUGGUGGAUGCUGAAUCCAGAGGGAGGCAAGAGUGGAAAAUCCCCCAGGAGAAGAGCCGCGUCCAUGGACAACAACAGUAAAUUUGCUAAGAGCCGGGGCCGGGCUGCCAAGAAGAAAGCAUCGCUGCAGUCUGGCCAGGAGGGUGCGGGGGACAGCCCCGGCUCUCAGUUCUCCAAGUGGCCCGCCAGCCCUGGCUCCCACAGCAAUGACGACUUCGACAACUGGAGCACAUUUCGCCCUCGAACGAGCUCAAACGCGAGUACUCUGAGUGGGAGACUCUCUCCCCUUAUGACCCAGCAGGAUGACCUUGGAGAUGGGGACUUGCAUUCCAUGGUGUACCCCCCAUCUGCUGGGAAGAUGGCCUCAACUCUCCCCAGCCUUUCUGAGAUCAGCAAUCCUGAAAACAUGGAAAACCUCUUGGAUAAUCUCAACCUCCUCUCCUCACCGACAUCAUUAACUGUUUCCACCCAGUCUUCACCUGGUGCCAUGAUGCAGCAGGCCCCAUGCUACUCAUUUGCACCUCCAAACACCAGUCUGAACUCGCCCAAUCCAAACUACCAAAAAUACACCUACGGCCAAUCCAGCAUGAGCCCUUUGCCCCAGAUGCCUAUGCAGACCCUGCAGGACAGCAAGCCGGGUUACGGAGGGAUGGGUCAGUAUAACUGUGCCCCGGGACUCUUGAAAGAGCUGCUUACUUCUGACUCUCCUCCUCAUAAUGACAUCAUGACACCAGUUGACCCUGGGGUGGCCCAGUCCAACAGCCGGGUCCUGAGCCAGAAUGUGAUGAUGGGCCCUAACUCGGUCAUGCCUACCUACGGCAACCAGGCACCUCACAACAAAAUGAUGAAUCCCAACCCCCAUUCCCACCCCGGACAUGCUCAGCAGACCUCUGUGGUUAACGGGCGUGCCUUGCCCCACGCUGUGAACACCAUGCCUCACACCUCGGGUAUGAACCGCCUGACCCCAGGGAAGACGCCCUUACAAGUGCCUCUGGCUCACCCCAUGCAGAUGAGCGGCCCCGGGGGCUAUUCCCAGCUCAGCAGCUGCCAUGGCUACGGCAGGGUGGGCCUUCUCCACCAGGAGAGGCUCCCCAGUGACUUGGACGGCAUGCUGGUGGAGCACUUGGACUGCGACAUGGAGGCCAUCAUCCACAACGACCUCAUGGAUGGAGACACUUUGGAUUUUAACUUUGACAAUGUGUUGCCCAACCAAAGCUUCCCACACAGUGUCAAGACGACAACACACAGCUGGGUGUCAGGCUAA
Messenger RNA from Elephantulus edwardii (Cape elephant shrew), 1851 nucleotides. RefSeq names its product forkhead box O1 (gene FOXO1). The transcript has 3 exons. The coding region runs from base 1 to 1851 and encodes 616 amino acids. Gene Ontology annotation, biological process: insulin receptor signaling pathway; regulation of transcription by RNA polymerase II. The record is from RefSeq and is a predicted model, not a curated record. Gene Ontology annotation, cellular component: nucleus. NCBI's taxonomy places the organism in Eukaryota, Metazoa, Chordata, Mammalia, Macroscelidea, Macroscelididae. Gene Ontology annotation, molecular function: RNA polymerase II cis-regulatory region sequence-specific DNA binding; DNA-binding transcription factor activity, RNA polymerase II-specific.